CACUCCCCAAAAUAUUCCAGCUUCGAAUCUUUAGUUUAUUCUUCAUUGAUCAAUCUGUUACCUCCAGGACAACACCAACAGCCAUAUCUUCGUCAACCAGUGUUAUGCAUCCCGAUAUUGAAACCCCAAAGCACGCCAUCAGCCCCCUGUCCUCGCCUGCCAGUUCAGGUUCCCCACACUCUCUCUCACUCAGGUCCUCCACAGUUCGUUUACCCCAAGGUACAGAAUAGAUACAACGACCCCACACCCCACCACCACGUCUUAUAAACGGUCACGAACCCGAGACCGGCCCUUUUUUAUUUUCUGGGAAAGAUAACACACACCCAUUGUGAUUUUUGCAGGGCCGGACGGUUGUCGUUGUCGUUGUUGUUGUCGUUGUUGAGGGCCUCUUCUUCAUUUUUUCUUUUCUUCUUUUCCAACAAAUUCAGACCUCAUAAAGAUGGCCGCCCCAACAACCCCCCAAGACCUCGCCCUCCCCGAACCUGCCCCCUCAAACGGCGGCGCAUCCCAGACAUUCAAAGAUUUGUUUUCCGGCGCAGCAGGCGGAAUCGCUCAGGUCCUGAUCGGCCAACCCUUCGACAUAGUCAAAGUCCGCCUCCAAACCUCCACCCUCUACCCCUCCGCCCUCGCCGCCGCAACCUCAAUCUACACGACCGAAGGCCCCCUAGCCUUCUACAAAGGAACCCUCACCCCCCUCCUCGGCAUCGGCGCCUGCGUCUCAAUCCAGUUCGGCGCCUUCCACUACGCCCGCCGCCACCUCGAAUCCUCCCUCCCCCCCUCCCAAUCCCAACUCUCAUACUCCCAAUACUAUUCCGCCGGCGCCUUCGCCGGAGUAGCAAACUCCGUCCUCUCCGGCCCCAUCGAACACGUCCGCAUCCGCCUGCAAACCCAACCCCACGGCCCGGCACGUCUCUACUCCGGCCCGCUCGACUGCGUCAGACAGCUCGUCCGCCAGGGGGGGGUUACCCACGGCCUCUACCGCGGACAGGCGGUCACUUUGAUCAGAGAAGCGCAGGCGUACGGGCUGUGGUUCUUGUCGUUUGAGUGGCUCAUGAAUUCGGACGCGAAGCGCAACAGGAUCGACCGUAAGGAAAUCCCGAGCUGGAAGGUGGCGCUGUAUGGUGGGCUUGCCGGGGAGGCGCUGUGGUUGGGGAGUUACCCCUUUGAUGUCGUCAAGUCAAAGAUGCAGACCGACGGGUUUGGACAGGGGCAGCAGAGAUAUAGGAAUAUGAGGCAUUGUUUCGCGCAGGUUUGGAGGCAGGAGGGGAUGAGGGGGUUUUGGAAGGGCUUGGGGCCGACGCUGCUGAGGGCCAUGCCUGUCAGUGCAGGGACGUUUGCCGUGGUGGAGAUGACGAUGAGGGCUAUUAACUAGAUGAAAGACAAGAGGAGAGGGGAGUGAUGGGAAUGCUCCUCAACGGGCUCGGAUCCACCACGUCAAGGAGUUGGGGAGUCUUCAACGAAAGUGAAUGUAUUGCAUGUUGGUCGGGAUAUUGUACACCAAAGGAUCGGAUGAUAUCCAUUUGAUUUUUAUUUUUUUCC
Podospora bellae-mahoneyi is the source of this 1539-nucleotide messenger RNA. RefSeq names its product carrier protein ymc1 (gene YMC1). Gene Ontology annotation, biological process: mitochondrial L-ornithine transmembrane transport. The transcript is spliced from 2 exons. The record is from RefSeq and is a predicted model, not a curated record. Bases 440 to 1372 code for a protein of 310 amino acids. Gene Ontology annotation, cellular component: mitochondrion. NCBI's taxonomy places the organism in Eukaryota, Fungi, Ascomycota, Sordariomycetes, Sordariales, Podosporaceae. Gene Ontology annotation, molecular function: L-ornithine transmembrane transporter activity.